Molecule: messenger RNA, 7432 nt
Organism: Anopheles nili
Lineage: Eukaryota; Metazoa; Arthropoda; Insecta; Diptera; Culicidae
Gene: gro
Product: protein groucho
Exons: 17
Coding region: 2180-4393 (737 amino acids)
Biological process (GO): negative regulation of canonical Wnt signaling pathway; regulation of DNA-templated transcription
Cellular component (GO): nucleus; transcription regulator complex
Molecular function (GO): transcription corepressor activity; protein binding
Source: RefSeq, a predicted model, not a curated record
UUUCGUAUUACGUUUUACGCUUGCAUUGGCGGAAUCCACCGACUGAGUUUCCGAGUUGUUUUGACAAUUAACCCCGUGCGUUUGUGUGUGUGUUUCUGGAAGUGCCGCGCAUUGUGGGCCUGGUGGACAAAUUAAACCGGGCCAAAACGAUCCGUGGACCACCGUAGGUCACGGUUUUUUGGACCGGAUUCGCCGGGAACCAUCCGUCGAGUGGUUCGUUCGAGUGGUUAGCGGCGUGGCUUAUACUACGGAGACGUGAUCGUGUCCCCGCGGCGAGAGAAACCCCCUGCAAGAGAGCUGAAAACACUUCCGCCGGUGGGGGUUUCGGUUAUAAAUAUUUGUUCGAUUGUGUGAGCCAGGAAAACUUGCGCCGAAGGCAAACAAACAUUCAACCACGCGCCCACCCACCGCCUACACGCGUCGGUAGCACACGGUGUUGAGUGGUAGAAAUAGAGACAUUUGAUGUGAGCUGUGAAACGAAGGUUAGUGACGGUGCUUGAGAGAGAGGGAGAGGCAUAGGCUAGAAGGAAAAAAACAAACGCCCAAAGACGUGUACCGCGUGGGAGGCAAAAGGACGCUGUUUUGCGUGAGAGUGAACGCAACCCCAAAACCAAACCACUUGUGUGUGUAUGUGCCUUUGCCGCUUUUCUCCUUUUCUCUGCCCGCUGAUCGGCCAUUUCCAAUCGAUCCGGAUUGCGCUCGAUUUCUUGUCAGGAGCCAGGUGGUUCCACGCGGCAGAAAAGGGGUUAAAUAAUUUCCCCGAGUAGCCGCCGAUGGCGCCAUCGACACCGCGCCACCGUCUGAGCAACAGCUUGAGUUUAAGUUGUGAAGCGAGGAUAAAAUAAGUAGUAGAAAAAGAAGAAGAAGAAGAAGGAGGAGGAGGAAGUGAAAAAAAAAACCGUCCGGAAAAAGGAGGAAAUUUAAUCAAAAAAUCGGAGCAAAAAUUUUACGUUCGUUGAUUGAUAAAUUGAGUGAUCGUUAGUGCUUAAGUGCCGGGGGCCUGUGUGUGCGUCCAUCUGUGUGCGCGAGUGGGAAACGAAGACCGAAGUGGGUGCAAUUAUUUCCGAAUCAUAUCAUACACCUAUACAGAUAUAGAUAUUUUUCGUCUUCACUUUGUUUUCCACCACCGGGUGCAGCCCGGCUAAAGUGGGGUAAAAGGAGCGGCAAACGAGAGCAAAAGAAAUAAACCCCGCCAGGCGUUACAAAUCAAUCGAGAAGCGCGCGAUCGGGAUCGCGUCAGCGAAGAUAGUAUGCCCGUCGUGGGGUACAUAAAAGUGAAGCAGAUGAUGAUGAUGAUGGUGGUGGUGAUGAUGAUGAUGAUGAUGAUGCUGCCGAAGGUGAUGGUGGUGAUGCUGAAGGAGUGGGAUCCGUAACGAUCGCGGCUCGAUCAUCGCCGGAAUGCAUUGUUGUUCGAUAAUGAAAUCCAAUUAAUUGUAAUUAAUCUCUCCACAAAACGCAUUACAGCCGACUCGUGUAGCGCGUGAAGCAGUGUGGGCGGUGUACCGUUUUCUCUCUCUUGAUCGUGGUUGUGCAGUGAAUUAAAAAAAAAGAAGAAAAGAAAAGAUAAAAAAAAGGGCGCAUUACGGCGCGAGGUGAAAAUUGAAGCAAAAUAAGUGAUUUCCGGUGUGCGUUUCAAAUUGCCGUGCGCGCCGUGUGCGUGCGUGUGUGCGUGCGUGUGCGUGUGUGAAAAGCGAGAAAAAACGAAGGAAAAAUCCUUCCAAACGCCGCACUCUAACGGUGUUGAAUUUGGCUGGCGGGCGGUGUUUUUCCAAACUUGCAGCUGGAGUGGGGCUCUCCCGGCUAAAAGCAAAAAUUCAAUCGGUGCAUGUGUUCUGAAGCAAUAAAAGAAAAGGAGAAGAAGUAAUACAUAUGUGAAUAAAUAAUUUAAUAAGCCAAGCAAACGAAUGCGAUCAUCGGAAAUCGUGAGAAAUACUCGCGGUGUGUAGGGUGGGGGGGCAAAAAAUUACACCCCCUUCCAUUAAUUGUGAAUAAUUGCGUGUUGGUGCGUGUGUGUGUGUGUGUGUGUGCUUGUUUAUUGCGCGCUCAAGCCGGUGUGAGAAAGAAAAAGGAGCAAAUUGAAGCGAAAUUUGUUGAAAACACCCCCACCCCACAGAACACAGAUUACAGCGGAGUGUUGCGUUGCUUUGCUUUUACGAACGGGCAGACAAAUUCAUCAAUCAUGUAUCCAGCACCGGCCCGGCAUCCUUCGGCAUCGGUGAGUGCUUCAAAAUACAUCCCUUCAUAUAUGGGCGGACCGCCUCCCCAGGGGCGACAGUUCACGAUAGCGGAAACGCUGGAACGGAUCAAGGAGGAGUUCAACUUCCUGCAAGCACAGUAUCACGCACUGAAACUCGAGUGUGAUAAACUGGCGAGCGAAAAAACGGAGAUGCAGAGACAUUAUGUUAUGUAUUACGAAAUGUCCUACGGAUUGAACGUAGAGAUGCACAAACAGACCGAAAUUGCCAAACGACUGAACGCGCUCAUCGGACAGCUGCUGCCAUUCUUGGCGACGGAACACCAGCAACAGGUCGCGUCGGCGGUCGAGCGAGCGAAACAGGUCACGAUGCCGGAACUGAACGCCAUCAUCGGUCAACAUCAGCAACAGGGAAUUCAGCAACUUUUACAGCAGAUCCACGCGCAACAGAUCCCCGGCGGACCGCCACAGCCGAUCCCGGGCCUGGGAGCCCUCGCAGGACCACUGACGGCGUUCGGAGGCCCGAUGGGGUUACCGCACGGUGCCCCCCAGAGCAUGCUGAAGGCCCCCCCCGAUCUGCACCGGGAGGACCUUAAGGUGCCGCUCGGUGGACCAUCGGCCGAUGAGCGCAUGCGCAACUCCGUGUCACCUGCCGAUCGGGAAAAGUACCGGCCACGGUCACCCCUCGAGCUGGAGGGUGAAACCAAGCGGCGGAAAGAGGAAAAGCUCAAUCACGACAGUGAUGGUGAGAAAAGUGAUCAGGAUUUAGUGGUGGACGUCGCGAACGAUACGGGUUCACCCUCACCCCGAGCGAACGGCGAUCAUCAGUCGGAUCGGGGCGAUCGGGACAGCAUUGGGUUGAACGGCAGCGAUAAGGCCGGCUCGAGCAGUUUGAAGGGUGCCAACGAUCGACCCCCAUCCCGGUCCGGCUCGAGUUCCUCCCGAUCGACGCCCAGUCUCAAAACGAAAGAUCUCGAUAAACCCGGAACUCCCGGUGCGAAGGCUCGCGUCCCAACGCCCAACUCCUCCACGCCCGGUGUCCCGAAAGCCGUAGUACCUUCACCAGCCGCCGGCUAUCCACCCUCGCCAUAUCAGCGCCCCUCGGAUCCAUACGCCCGGCCCCCGCCCGACCCGUACGGGCGGCCCCCGAUGCCCUUCGAUCCGCACGCCCACGUUCGCACCAACGGCAUCGCAUUGCCCGUUUCGAGCGGCAAACCUGCCUACUCCUACCACAUGAACGGUGAGGGCGCCCCGCAACCGGUCCCAUUUCCGGCGGACGCCCUAUCGGCGCCCGGCAUUCCUCGGCACGCCCGCCAAAUCAACACACUCUCGCACGGUGAGGUGGUGUGCGCGGUCACCAUCUCCAACCCGACCAAGUACGUCUACACCGGUGGCAAGGGUUGCGUGAAGGUGUGGGACAUUUCGCAGCCGGGCAACAAAAGCCCCGUCAGCCAGUUGGACUGUCUGCAGCGAGACAACUACAUCCGCUCGGUGAAGCUGCUGCCGGACGGACGCACGCUCAUCGUCGGUGGUGAAGCGUCGAACCUCUCAAUCUGGGAUCUGGCAAGCCCCACGCCCCGGAUAAAGGCGGAACUGACGUCGGCGGCACCGGCCUGCUACGCUCUCGCCAUCAGCCCCGACUCGAAGGUGUGCUUCUCGUGCUGCAGCGAUGGCAACAUCGCGGUCUGGGAUCUGCACAACCAAACGCUGGUGCGGCAGUUCCAGGGCCACACGGAUGGGGCCUCCUGCAUCGACAUCAGCCCGGAGGGUGGCCGGCUGUGGACGGGCGGGUUGGACAACACGGUGCGCUCCUGGGACCUGCGGGAGGGCCGUCAGCUGCAGCAGCACGACUUCAGCUCACAGAUCUUCUCCCUCGGCUACUGCCCGACUGGCGAUUGGCUAGCGGUCGGAAUGGAAAACUCGCACGUGGAAGUGCUGCACGCCACGAAACAGGACAAGUACCAGCUGCAUCUGCACGAGAGCUGCGUGCUGUCGUUGCGAUUCGCCGCCUGCGGCAAAUGGUUCGUCUCGACCGGUAAGGAUAACCUGCUGAAUGCGUGGCGCACGCCGUACGGGGCCAGCAUCUUCCAGUCCAAGGAAACCUCGUCAGUACUAAGUUGUGAUAUUUCGACCGAUGAUAAGUACAUUGUUACCGGGUCGGGUGAUAAGAAAGCAACGGUGUACGAGGUGAUCUACUAGAGCGAAGCGGAGGCCUAUAAAAAUGCGGCACGAUGCAGCAGAUCGUCCUUCUCCGUUGAGCAAGGGGUUGGGGAGGACUGUACAGAGAAACGAUUCCAAAUCACGGACGAGCGCGCAUGUUUUCGUGCGUGAAGCUUCACAAUGUGUGACUUAUUUUGUGACCGCGCUUCCCGCCAUCUGGAACCAGGGCCCACGGUGACCGGCCUCGCUUAAUACAGUACGGUGGGGGAUGAGCCUGGUGCAAGACGAAAACACACCAUCGAGUGACUUAACAGCGUCGCAGUGGUUCCCGCCGGCAAUGGGAGUUCAAUUCAGGAUGCCCAUCCUUGAGCAUGGAACAUGGAACUCGGGAAUAUCAUGCUGCCCAGGGCAAAAGAAGUGCGUGAAAUCGAGCUGCUGCUAAUGUAAAAAAAAAACAAGGAAACAAACACCUGCAACCAGAACAGGCGGGCAGGAAAAUGGCACUACGAGAGACGUGCCGCCGCUCCCCUUUUGAGCAACCGUUCGUGGGGAAGCGGGAGGGAUAUCUCAGUUAAUUAUUUGUUUUUUAGAUUUCUAAACGUCGUGUAAUAAUAAGCAGCAACAGGCCGAAUGGGCCAACGCGAGGUGAUCGCAUAAUCGAUCGCAAAAGAAAUGGGCCGCGCACCAUGAGUGCGUGUGUGUCUGUAACAGUAGCACGUAAGCAGAGAAGCAGAAUCACAAAGUACAUGAUAAGUAAGCUAUAAGGUGUGGCGGCGAACGUAUGCGGGAUGUGGUAGGUAGCGAAAGAGGAGUACGUUUUGUAUAACGUGCGACACGGUAGCCGCGUCCUGGAAGAAACAACCAAAAACCGUGGCCGCUACCUUUGUAGCACAAGCAUUUGCAGAGAGAGAGAGAGAGAAAAAGAGUAAAAGCAAGCAAACAAAAAAAAUUGGAAGAAAAACAAAACCGCCCCACUGUUGAUGAACCUGGUGUAUAAGCAAACCCAAACCCAAAGUAACUUGCUUCGAAAUGUGCAAAUUUGCAAACGGAUAAAACGCUCUGCCACCUGCCGCUGGUAAAAGCGAAUGGUUUUUGAAUUUGGAUGCUGCAAACACUAUCAGAGAACGCAAAUGGUGUGGAAAUUACGCGAAGCAAAUGGAAAUAAAACGAAAAACUCCAAACAGAGCAACCGGAAAACAGAAAAGAAAGAAAGAAACACAGAACAAAAUGAAUCCCUACCGUGUGUCAAACAAUUAAAGUGAAAGAAAUGAAUAAAAAAAGGCUAACAAAAGACGGUGCGAAAUAGAUGUAAAAAAAAAGGAAAGCAAAUAAAACAAAACAAUCCACACACGCACACAGGCCGAACGCUCCACUGUACAUGAAAUUGAGGUUGCACAUAGCGAAACAAAACUCAGUUGCUUAGUAGAGGAGGAAGCAUGAAUUGCACGUAUUAGUAGUCCUUUUCCUCCCCCAACAAACAAAACCCUAGCUGUGUACAGUAUUUUGAGCCCUAUUCGAGUGGAUUCCCAGCGGUUUCAGCCUACGCAGUGUGGCGGAGGCAGAGGCAGUAUCAAAUCUUAGCGCGCAAUCCAGCGAAUACCCGAACGCAUCGAUGUCCUGUGUGCGCAUCUGUGUAAGAAAAAUGAAGUGAACAACCGCCAAAAAAACAUAUGUGUGUAAUCGAGAAUCAGAUUAGCGACGGUGUAGCAACAGGAAAACAAAACAAAAAUGGAUGAAAAGAUCGUCAACUCAGAACACUUUACAGCCGUGGUGGGGGUAGUGGUUUUGUUUAGUUGUAUAAAAUAAUUAAAUAAAUAAAUUCAGAGCAGAGGCAAAUUGGCGGAGGAGAGCAAUAAGGAUGCGCUGGGAGUUAGGAACUCUCUAUCGCAGGGUGAAUAUAGUUUGAAAGCAAACAGAGAGAGAGCGAGUUUUGAUUGAGCUCACCCGCGGUAUAGUUGUGGGAAGGAUAGAGUUAAAAGAAGAAAAAAAAAACAUUAUAGUUAAUGAGAUUUAUCCUCUCCUUGGCCGCCAUGCUGCUAGGAGUAUGAUUUACGUCUAAGGGCCACCUCUUUGGUUUAGGUAAACGAGUUCUUUCGGCUUUCGGAAACGGGGUUUUUUUAUGUUUUAUACCAAAAUUCGUUCAAUGUAGCAGCCAACACCGCACUAAGUUCAAGUGGCACGAACACCGGAUACGGUGCAGAGGAAACCCCAAACCCCGCUCGGGGGGCAUGGGAGUAAUUUAUUAGAAACAGGAGCAAACCCCCCAUGUAAAUGUUGAAAGCUGUCCGGUCGAACGAUCUAAUCGAGCAAAGGACACCACGCAGAGUGUGUGUGUGAGUGUAGCGUGAGGUAUUUAUUCGUUCCGUAAACUGGCGGCCGGGUUGCAAUGGUUGCGAAUGGCGAAAGUAUCUUCUAAGCUUGUUGCGGCCGCGAGCUGCUGUUGCAAUGCUGGAAUGAUAGCGUUUAAGUUAGAAGCCGCAGGUUGAAAGAAGAUAAAGAAGAAGAAAAAGAAGAAGCGCACUGUGAAGGCAGAACCGGUGAAGUUCAAAUGCGAGAAACGUAUAAAUAUUUUUAGAAAUGGAAAAUUAAAACCUAACCGUGUCCAUGGCCCAUUUGCUUCGUUCGUACCGAAAGAACGCACGGGUACGCAGUCAAGGUAAGUGCAAUGAAGGUCUUGAAAUUGCAUAUGGAUUUUCCUUGUGAACAACAUGCAGUCGAAGAUAGGGAACGGCCAUUAGAACGAAUCAUAUGUUGCUCUGGGAAGGCAAGUGAGAAAACACAACGAACAACGAAAACAGCUCCCUGGGGACACUAACCGCUGAUGAUGACCACAUACAGAGACAGAUAAAAACGAACCGAGAGGACAUCUGGUUUUCACCCUGCCUGGUUGUUUGAUGACCCGAAGCCGACGGAUGACGGCAGUGUCUGCGUCCCGUCGAAGCUGAUUGAUGAGCAAUUAGUAUCGCGUAAACCGCGGUUCUGGUAACCCUUUGCCACUGUAGCCAAUCACUGAUAGCAGCGCGAUCGUGCAACGAUACUUUUGGCGGCCAUGAUAGCCCAUGGUUGCAGCCAUGCAGU